This is a messenger RNA of Dermacentor silvarum, 411 nucleotides long. Its product is annotated as solute carrier family 22 member 15. NCBI's taxonomy places the organism in Eukaryota, Metazoa, Arthropoda, Arachnida, Ixodida, Ixodidae. The transcript is spliced from 3 exons. Bases 1 to 411 code for a protein of 136 amino acids. The record is from RefSeq and is a predicted model, not a curated record.
AUGUGCGCCAUCGGUGGGAAGAUGCUGGCCUCCGCCUCGCUGACGCUGGUGUGGAUCUUCGCGGCCGAAGUGUUCCCGACAUUGUACCGGACGGUCGGAAUCAGCGCCUGCCUGGUUGGCACCCGCGUCGGCUCUUCUGUGGCCCCGUUUCUGCUGGAACUGAGAACCUACCUGUCUGACUCGAUCCCCAUGAUCACUCUGGCAGCCGCUGCCGUGUUCGCCUCCUCGCUGAUGCUCUUGUUGCCGGAGACACUACGGGUUACGCUACCGGACACGAUACGCGAGUCCAAGCAGCUGGGGAAUUCGAGGAAAGCAGGCAAAGAUGUCUCCUCUAAAGAUACUGCGAUCGACUCGAAACUUCAACUUGCGGGGUGUCAACCAACCGCGCUGGACAAUGACAUCAACCACUGA